GCAUCAUACGGUGACGGCAUCCCUCUACAGUAACAGGAUUUGGAGGGAAACCUGAGCGAAAUGGAUUAAAAAAAGAAAAAUACAGCACCCAAACCAAGAGACACAUAAAUCAGAAAGGGAAAUAUGAUUCCAAUUUCCAGCAGAGAGGCUCUGGGUCUGGCUGCAGGCUGAUGGGCUCCUCCUCCUCUUCUCUUCCCUUCUUCCGUUCGUCCAACUUUUCUCUUUUUCUCAGCACUGCUCUCUCUAAUUAAUUAGACGGCGAGUUCAAUUAUAAACAAAACAGAAAAAUCGGCAAUCCAUUCUCCUUUUAAUCUUCCUCUUCCGCCAGCGAUCGAAGUUGCGCCAUCAAAGCUGGUUAUGCAUGGCGCGCUGCUCCACUGUCGCUUGACGGCGUAGUACAGAACGAUAAAACGAAAUUUUGUCUUCUCCGUCGUGUCUUCGGGAUCAGAUCUAAUAGUUGGCGCCUUGGUUUGCUCAGAUUUGUUUCGUUGUGCUGAAUUGGGCGAUGGUUUUGAGGAGAAUUUAGGGGGAUUCUGUCUUAGGGUUUUUGGGGCGGGCACAUUCUUCGCUGGUGGGGGAAUGGAGAACGGGAGGAGAUCUGGCCAGCCGUCGGGGUACUUAGUGAAGAGCAAGGGGCCUUCGGGGUGUUUGAUUGUGAGGAAGAAAGGGAGUGAUGGCGUGGGAGGGGCGGGUUCUUCCGGUUCGAGGAGGCUUUUUGAAUCGAAGAAGGAGAAGAAGAGGCCGAGGUUGGAUUUCAGCGAUUCCGGGUCCAGUGACGAGCUGUUAAUGCGUUCACAGCCAAGGAUGGCGCCUGAUACUUCUCGGAUUCGUAAUGGCGUGAGUGGUUUUGAUGCGGGCGUUGAGGGGAAGAGUGGGGUUGCUAGGAAAAGGAGCAAGGGAGAGGGCGGUAGGCGUAGUGAGAUGGAUGGCAUUGUCAGGUAUAGUUUGAUUGACCGGACGAGGACCAGGUUAGAUGUGGAUGAUUUAGAUGAUCAUGAAGGUAGGCGGGGUGGAAUUGAUAGUCGGAGGUUUUAUGGCUCAAUGUCUGUGGGUAGAGGUAGCAUUGAAAGAGAUUACGAUUCUGGUUCAAGUAGAGACGCUCUUCGUGGGAAUAGACAGGCUUCGUAUUUCGAGAGGGCUAGUGGUUUCACUCGGGGCAAUCCUUCUGCUAGGGAGGGAGUUCGGCUGCCGGCUCCAGUUCUGAGGGAUGACUAUGAAUCAGAGCAACCAAUUCGGGUUCAAGGUAAAAAUGGAGUUUUAAAGGUUAUGGUGAACAAGAAAAAAAAGAUUGGUGGGUCUCUCAAUGGUCACAGUGCCAUGGAGCUUGAGGAAGUAAGGAAGGCUGUGAGGACUAAAGAAUUUUCCAACAAGAACGUUCUUAUGCACCCUUCAUAUUACACGGAGUCUAAAAUGAUUGACAAAGCAAUUCCAUGUAUUGGCAGAGAGAAGAAACCGAUGAAUCUGCUGAAUUCGAUGAAAAGUGAAGAAGAUAAUGUGAGUGACCAGGACUCUGGUGAUAGUGGUAUUUUGUUGACAAAGAAAGGAAAUAUGAGAGCCAAGUUUGCAGAACCUAGCAAUUCCCAGAAGAUGCUGUUCUCUACAAAGGCAAGUGUGAGCACUGGCAUGAAUUCUGAUGACAGUGAUACUUCCUUGAAGCUGCGACCAAAGAGCAGUGGAGGUCUUAGAUCAAGAUCGGGGACAAGCGUUGGCGAUGAGAAAACCACGCCUGGUAAGCUCCUACCAAGCAAAGUCAAUGAAGGCAAACUUAAGCGUGGUUCUGGCACUGAAAAGCAAAAGUUGCGUGAAAGAAUUAGGGGGAUGCUGGUAAAUGCUGGCUGGACAAUAGAUUACAGGCCUAGGAGGAACAGGGACUAUUUGGAUGCAGUUUACAUAAGCCCUGCAGGAACUGCUUACUGGUCCAUCAUCAAGGCGUAUGACGCACUUCUUAAGCAGUUGAAUGAAGAUGAAGAGGUUGUAAAGGCUAAGGUGGAAUGUUCUCAAAUUACACCAUUACCAGAUGAGCUACUCAGCCAACUUACAAGGAAUACUAGGAAGAAGAUGGAGAAGGAAAUGAGAAAGAAACAAAGAGACAGCCGCCAGAGUGAGAAUGCAAGCGAAGCUUUAGCGCGGAAGGCGUCAAGCAGCAGGUAUGAUGAGGAGAGUAUGGACAGCCAUAGUCAGGAAGAGAAAUUGAGCUCAUUCAUAAAGCAAAGUGGCAAUUCAAUUAAGGGUAAAUUGCAUUGUAAUAGUUCCACCAGUGUAACCUCUAAGGGUCACCAUUCGAUGCAUACUUUGCAUGUCAACGGUGACAAAUUUUCCUCUGGACACAAUAGUCACCAUGGCAGGAAAAGCAGAAAAUUAGGUAGAUGCACCUUACUAAUCCGGAGAUCAAACCAGGGUCUGAACUCAGAUGGUGAUGGUUUUGUACCUUAUACUGGGAAAAGAACACUGCUCUCUUGGCUAGUUGACUCUGGAGCUGUGCAGUUGAGUCAAAAGGUGAGAUACAUGAAUAGGAGGCGAACCAAAAUUUUGUUGGAGGGCUGGGUAACACGAGAUGGCAUCCAUUGUGGCUGCUGUAGUAAAAUCCUUACAGUUUCAAAGUUCGAGAUCCACGCAGGAAGUAAACUUCGACAACCCUUUCAAAAUAUAUAUCUGGACUCUGGGGUUUCCCUUUUGGAUUGCCAGAUUGAUGCAUGGAAUAGGAAAGAGGCUUCUGAGAACAUUGGUUUUCACUCGGUGGAUAUUGAUGGUGAUGAUCCAAAUGAUGAUACUUGUGCUCUUUGUGGUGAUGGUGGGGAUUUGAUAUGCUGUGAUGGUUGUCCAUCUACAUUUCAUCAGAGCUGCCUGGGCAUUGAGAUGCUGCCUCCGGGUGUUUGGCGUUGCCCAAAUUGUACAUGCAAGUUCUGUGGGUUGGCCAGUGACAAUCUUGUUGAUGAAGAUGAUCCAACUGUUUCGGCUCUUCCGACGUGCAGCCUCUGUACCAGAAAAUAUCAUGAAUCAUGCAUCAAGGAUAUGGAUGCUGCUACUGUUGAAGGUGAUAGUUCUAAAUCUUGCUUCUGUAGCCAAAAAUGCAGAGAGCUCUUUGACCAAUUGCUAAAGUAUCUGGGCGUCAAACAUGAGCUGGAAGCAGGAUUUUCAUGGUCUCUUAUUCGGAGAACAGACUUUGACCUGGAUAUAUCUCUUCAGGGACUUCCUCAGAGGGUAGAGGGGAAUUCAAAGCUUGCUGUGGCUUUCUCUGUUAUGGAUGAAUGCUUUUUGCCAAUAACUGACAGAAGGAGCGGGAUCAACUUGAUCCAUGGUGUUCUUUAUAAUUGUGGGUCAAACUUCAAUCGACUCAACUACAGUGGAUUCUUUGCCUUGAUUUUGGAGAGGGGUGAUGAAAUCAUUUCUGCUGCAUCCAUAAGAUUGCAUGGGACAGAGUUAGCCGAAAUGCCCUUCAUCGGAACUCGCCACAUAUAUAGACGUCAGGGAAUGUGCAGGCGUCUUUUUAGUGCUGUUGAAUCGGUACUCCACUCAUUGAAGGUUGAGAAGCUAAUUAUUCCUGCGAUUUCUGAGCUAAUGCACACAUGGACGGAGGUAUUUGGGUUCACUAGCCUUGAUGAAUCCCUUAAGCAAGAUCUGAAGUCCAUGAAUACGAUGGUGUUCCCUGGUGUGGAUAUGCUUCAGAAACAGUUACUUCAGCAGGAACAUGUGGAGAAAAUGAACACUAAUGAAGGUGUGAAAGAGAUGGGAUCCAACGGUGAUAAAUGUAUGGACAAUGGUUCUGCGGAUAGUGGUUCAGCUGGAGAUUAUCUCAAUGAAAGUGACAGUGGUGGUCUCGAGCUUGAUAAUGGUGAAGCAAAAGUGGGAGAAUUGUCUAGGGAAAAAUCUGAUACAUCGGGUCUAGAUGCCUCUGCACACUCUACAAAGAGUUUCUUAGAUGCACCCCACAAGAUUAAGCAUAGCGUCAGCUCAGAUUCCGGACUAGUGGACAAGAAGUUGGAUAAAUCCAGAAUAUCCAAUCUGAAAUCAGCUGCUGGGGAGAAUGGCGAUAUCUCUUCUCAUGCUCAUCCCGAUAACCAGUUUCUUCUUCCCAUUUCUUCAGACAAUGUUUCUGGAAUGAGCGCUUCACCAGAUGCUUCUCAUGGGCAUAAACAACCCGUAAAUGGCGAGGAAGCUAAUUGUGUGGAUGAAUCAGCUUCUGUUACUAACCAUUUGAGGAUGCCUAAUGUUACGAGCAGUCGGAGAGAAAAAGUCACAGAGGCGGUACACAACUUGGGGGAGAAUGGAACUGAUGAUGCCCAAGCGUUCAAUCUAUUAAGCGAGUCUACAUCCGAGGAUGAAUAUAAAGGUUCAUUCUCUACUGAACAGACUAAAUCCUCAAGUGAUUUCCAGAAAGACUCUGAGCCCACCAAUGUUGACGCUCCCCAGGAGGAAUAUCAAGUGGGGUCAGGCCUUGAAGCUACGAACCAUCCAGAAGCAAGUUAUGAGCAUGGUUUCGACACUGAUGCUAGUGAAGGUAAAACGGAAUCUGAGUAG
This is a messenger RNA of Linum tenue, 4518 nucleotides long. The record is from the annotation of a GenBank genome assembly. NCBI's taxonomy places the organism in Eukaryota, Viridiplantae, Streptophyta, Magnoliopsida, Malpighiales, Linaceae.